AUGAGGCUAUUAAAAACGUCUUCACCACAAACCUUAGCAGACCUGGCAGACCGAAAUUUCCAAAAUUCUUCUUUACUUGGAACUGCAAAUUCUCUGCAGCUCUCUCUUCCUGUGGUGAGCAAUUCAGCUUCUCUGACAGGAAAUGUCUGCGACUUCUCCAGAGUCUCUGCUCCAGCUGCCACUUCAGCAUGGCUACUGCCCUCAACCUCUGGCACCUCCUUCCAGCCACUCAUGGGCAGUGCCUACCUUUAUCAGCAUUCUAGCACAGCCAUGGUGUCUGGGGUUACUGGUCAUAACCAGAUCCCCAUAGCACCUGCCUCCUAUCCAAGCAUUUUUGAGUGGAAUGUCACAGGAGGUACUGAAAAGAAGUCAUCUUCACUUGGGGACUUUACUCUGACUGUCAUUGAUCAGAACACAGCAGGUUCCUCCAUGUCUAUGACAGCCCAAUAUGAUAAAACUUCAGAUGCCAAUGCCAUGGUCCCCGUGUAUCCAUCACUGUCUGCCAGGCUUGUCCAGACAACACCAUUUCAGAUUCCAAAUCAGGGACAUAGCCUCUUACUUACCUACCAAGAAGGAAGCCAGGUCUAUUACUAUGAUCAAAACACUCUGGGGACUCUGUUCUCUGGAGAACUUGGCCCCAGCCUGCAAUCCUAUGGCUCUGUGCCAUAUGCAGGAGGUAGUGCCACUGCCCCUCAACCAGAAAUGGUGAUGGUGCUGAAGGAGGUUCAGCCCACAAAUGUCCUACCAUCAGUCUCUACCCCGGGGAUCUAUUACUCUGUGUCUGCUCAGCCUAUCACAGAAACAAAUAGUCAAGUAAUGGAAACUUCCCUAGGGAUGGAGGCUUCCUUGGGAUUGCAACCUCCAAGUCAGACAUUUUGUCUGCCUCCACCUCCAGAAAUCCCCAACUCCUGCAGCAGCAGAAAUAUCCAAAUACUUGAGAGUAAUCCACCAACUGAACUUGGGGACAUAUCAAUAACUCCACUCCAGAGUUCUUCUGAUUUCUUGACACUGCCUCCCACUCCAAGAGAAGAGCAAAUGGAGAGUAAGAAUUUGGACGAAAUUAACACCAUGCUUUCAAAGCCUCUGGAUGCCUACCAGCUUGCAAUAGAAAACCAGGAUCCUCCACUACUUCCAUUAGAAAUUCCUGAUAUCCACCAGCUUCUGGCCUCCAUUGGUCCUCUGGACCAAGAGGAGAUGCCACAUUGUGAAAAUAUCAAUCUGGAAAACCACAGCCUGAGUCUUCAGGACCAGGGGACACUUGAAAAUGAGAUUGACUUCAGCAGUGAUUUUCCAGACCUCGCUGCACUGGUGGACGAUAUUCACCUUCCUGAGCUCUUCAGUUGCUUGAAAGAUCUUGAUCCACCUGAAAGUCCCACAAUAAUACAAUCUAAUGAUAUCGGAGCCAUUAUGAUGAAUCAGGGGCAAGAAAACUCAAACAUCAAAGAGGGUCCUGGAGAUCCAGUGAGGAAGAAAAAACAUAAAGCCUCGGAGCCUCCUGAUGGAACUCCUCAGGCCAAAAUCCAGUCAAGGAACCCAGAGUGCCCAUUAGAGGGAGAAGAAGUUACUUGCAGUGAUGCAGACAAUAAUAGGUCUCCUGUGCACACCACCCAGCACUCCAAUGGCAAACUUCAGAAAGCCGCAUCCAAUAGGAACAGCAGAGCUAAGGGCCACCGGCAGGAAAAAAACAAAAGGAGCAGAGAAAACAGCUCCAAGAAAGCCGAAGAGAGGAAGCAGGCAGGCAAGACGCUCAAGGCAGAAGAGAAGCCUACUGCUCCUAAGACAAAGCGGAAGAGGAACCAACCUGAGCUUUGCCAAGAAAACUUUAAAAAGCCUCGGAGCUGUCUCGGCAUGCACAUGCUGGAGUCGGUGCAGGUUUUCCACGCACUGGGGAAGAAGAAUGAUAAGAAAACUGGCAUCUCUUCCUCCCGGGCCCUGGGCAACUCAGGCAGUACCAAAGACCCCCGUCCAUGCCCAGCUAUGAAACCAUGGCUGGAGGUUAAAGAUCCUGAGAAAACACAAGUUAAAUCCCAGAAACCAGAUGUCGGUGCUGAAAAAGGGUGUCCAUCUUCUUCCCAGUAUGAGCUUCCACCACCUGGGAAGGUUAAAUUGGUACCUCUGCCUUUUCUUACCCCAGAGAAACCUCAACCUCGACCUGUCUAUCGGAGGCCACAGUCUCUGGCCUCACGAAAACCCAAUGUGGCAAACCCUGCUCAGCCUAGUUCUACUAGCUUGGCUCAACCCACGGCAGUCAACCAAUCCCAACCAGCUACUGCCAACCCAUCUUGGAUGCGUCCAGCCAAGCCAGCUCAGCCAGUUUUAAACAGUGCAAUUCAGUCAAGUUUUACCACUUCUACCCAGCCUAGUGUCCCUCCAUCUGCUGCUUCUAGGCCUGCACCCUACAAAACAUCAUCUUGUACUUCUCUCCAGCGGGACCCUGCUUCCACUGUAGUGACCAAGCCCCAACCACUACCAUUCAAGCCUCAAAACCAGUAUCUACUCCAAGACUUCGCCUUACAACCAAUUCCAUGGAGGAAACCCAAUGUUCCUGAGCCAGUAAUGUCAACGCCCAUCACGGAAGAGCAGAGGCCAGAGCGGGAAGCCAUGAAGAAGAAGGCUCAACAAGAGCGUGAGAAUGCUGCCAAGUACACUGCUGUGGGGAAAGUUCAGUAUUUCAUUGAGAGGGAAAGAGAGAUGGAGAUUUCUCGCUACUAUGGUUAUAUAUAA
Molecule: messenger RNA, 2724 nt
Organism: Urocitellus parryii (Arctic ground squirrel)
Lineage: Eukaryota; Metazoa; Chordata; Mammalia; Rodentia; Sciuridae
Source: RefSeq, a predicted model, not a curated record